AUGUUAACUAAAUAUUCUCUCUCUCUCUCCCUAUCUAUCUAUCUAUCUAUCUAUCUAUCUGUGUGUGAUACCAUUCAUCGGUACGGCGAACAUCAUUCAUCGGUACGGCGAACAUUCUUUAGCGAUAGGAUACCAUUCAUCGGUACGGCGAACAUCAUUCAUCGGUACGGCGAACAUUCUUUAGCGAUAGGAUACCAUUCAUCGGUACGGCGAACAUUCUUUAGCGAUAGGAUACCAUUCAUCGGUACGGCGAACAUCAUUCAUCGGUACGGCGAACAUUCUUUAGCGAUAGGAUACCAUUCAUCGGAUACCAUUCAUCGGUACGGCGAACAUCAUUCAUCGGUACGGCGAACAUUCUUUAGCGAUAGGAUACCAUUCAUCGGUACGGCGAACAUCAUUCAUCGGUACGGCGAACAUUCUUUAGCGAUAGGAUACCAUUCAUCGGUACGGCGAACAUCAUUCAUCGGUACGGCGAACAUCAUUCAUCGGUACGGCGAACAUUCUUUUAGCGAUAGGAUACCAUUCAUCGGUACGACGAACAUCAUUCAUCGCGAUAGGAUACCAUUCAUCGGUACGGCGAACAUCAUUCAUCGGUACGGCGAACAUCAUUCAUCGGUACGGCGAACAUUCUUUAGCGAUAGGAUACCAUUCAUCGGUACGGCGAACAUCAUUCAUCGGUACGGCGAACAUUCUUUAGCGAUAGGAUACCAUUCAUCGGAUACCAUUCAUCGGUACGGCGAACAUCAUUCACCGGUACGGCGAACAUUCUUUAGCGAUAGGAUACCAUUCAUCGGUACGGCGAACAUCAUUCAUCGGUACGGCGAACAUUCUUUAGCGAUAGGAUACCAUUCAUCGGUACGGCGAACAUCAUUCAUCGCUUUUGUUGCAUUUUUUAGAAUUAUCGGAAUGCAUCGUGUUCCCGUGUCUUUUGCUCCCCUGACUCUGUUCGCGCCAUUGUUCGCGCCUAGAAUAUGCCUCUUCUCCCGUUUCUCUCUUUCCCUCUUCCCGUUCUCUCCAUCUCUCUCUCUCUCUCUCUCUCUCUUUCUUUCUCUCUCUCUCGCUCGCUCUCUCUGA
This is a messenger RNA of Acanthosepion pharaonis, 1074 nucleotides long. Lineage: Eukaryota; Metazoa; Mollusca; Cephalopoda; Sepiida; Sepiidae. The record is from the annotation of a GenBank genome assembly.